Molecule: messenger RNA, 1437 nt
Organism: Stylophora pistillata
Lineage: Eukaryota; Metazoa; Cnidaria; Anthozoa; Scleractinia; Pocilloporidae
Molecular function (GO): RNA binding; protein binding
Source: RefSeq, a predicted model, not a curated record
ACAACAAACAUGACGGUAUAUACUCCGUAGGAAAGAUUGUUUAUACCUCCAAAGAAUUAAACCUUUGUUUUGGUUCCUAAUGGCCACAUUUGGUUGGAGCUACAAGUCUAAUGCAAGUGGAAGUAAACGUCCCAGUGAACAAUCGAGAAAAGUUGAGAGCUGGCAGGAGAAACGCGCAGAGGACGCACCGAAACCCCCACCCCUGCACCCCCAAUCACAUUCAGCUGAAACUUUGACAGCGGGAACCCAACCUAAGAGGAGAAAAUAUGACCCAAGAGCCAAGAUAUUUGUUGGUAACUUAGACUGGGAAACUAAAGAAGUAACCAUCGCUGAAAUUUUCUCUACCUUUGGAGAAAUAGAGGCAGUUAAGGUUAUCAAGGAUCAUGAAACUGGUACUUCAAGAGGGUUUGCCUUCAUUACAUUCUGUGAAGUAGACUCUGCUGUGAAAUGUAAAACAUGGUGUGCUUAUAACCAUUUGAAAAUUGAUGAUAGAAAUGUAACUGUGAGAGCUGCUGAGCGUCGACAGAUCAAUUAUGCAGCAGUAGAAAAGAGGAAAUGUGCAGAGGAUAACAACCCCACUUUAUACUGGGAGUACAAGUGGACUGAGGACCCUAAAGCAGAGGUAUACGGUCCCUAUGAAACGAGUUUGAUGUUACAGUGGUCUAAAGCUGGAUAUUUUGAUGCAGGUUGUUGGGUGCGAGAACAAGUGACCAAAAAAAGUGACGAGAACUCGUCUGAACCUUCAUGUAAGACAGCCAGACUGGUGGAUCAAAGCUAUUCAGAUUCAAGUGAUUCUGAGGAUGACACGCCAUCUGUGGGGGACCCUGAAGAAAAUCAAUUUGUUCACGUGUCUGAGAUAGAUUUCUCUAUUUUUCCUUGAGUACGUGCAUCACUUGAAACAUCAGACAGUUUGAGUGUUAAUGGAUUCUUUGACAGAACUGCAUCGGAGUGAGCGUUGGGAGGACAGCUAAAUGAAAGAGAAAAUGCAUUUUAUAAAUAAACUUUGAGUGGUGUGCGAGUCCCAAUCGCCAUUUUUGUUUGUUUCGUCACGCAAUGCAUUCCAAAUCAGAUCAGCGGCGGGUAACGGUCACGUCAGUAUGUCAAGUUGACAGUUUGUGGUUACAAUUACGUUGAAACCCUAUAAGUUAUAGUAAGAUAAGCCAGGUACGUAGGACAUAUCGGAGUUUGGAAUUUAAACAGUCACAUUAAAAGUUUGUUACGCGAACAAAUCAAGAAUCUGAGCUAUCUUACUUAUGGUCAGAACUAAAAUCACCACUUCAUUGAACAUUGCACGUUUUAGUCAAACGUCUCAAACGUGUCAUCAAUCUAAUAUAUGUAUGUGUUAUUACUUCCGUUAACGGCUAGCAGAGAAUCUAAAUGACCCAAAAACUACUUUGACUGUAAAAAAAAAAAAGUAAUAAAACAUUUUAAACCGUU